AGUGAAAAAGAGAGAGAGGGAGAGAGAGAGAUGGAGUGAAUGAAGGAGGAUAUUACUACUACUGCAUGGACCGGUGCAGCAGCACUUAGACGCUCUUUGGGUCGCACACAGACGCACAGCAAAACCAAAAGAGGAGCUGACGCGCAGAAACCGAACUGUGAUUUAUUGGACUAAUAAUUUUUUUUUUUUUGUUGGUAUCCACUCUUUUAGAAAUUAAAUAGCGCUUUCUCAAAAAGUAGGGUGUCUAUGAUAGGGGCUGGCAUUGCAUCCCCCUCCCCCCUUUCGGAGUUUGUUACUCGGACUCACCUUGCAGGCAUAUUGUUGGAGCGGGACGCACAAAACGUUGGCAUAAUGGUCAGGUAAACGAGAAAGGGAGUAGCAUAUUUAAAAAGAAAAAAGAAAAUAAAAGAGAGAGAGAGAUCCAACUUUGAAUGAAAUAGAAAUCAAUCAUUUGUCAGUGUAACUAGGAUUAAAAAAAAAAAAAAAACAGCAUCUGCAGCUACAUUUUCCUCCGCAAUAAAAUUAUCCUGUUGAUUUUUUGGGACUCUAAAUCAGCCCGGUGACGUCUUUAUGGUGUGGUUUUGCUUGUGGGGCUCACUGAACUGUUAAGACGUUUAUUUCCCCUGACUACUUGUAAACAAAUAGAGAAUUAGAGGCUUCACAUAUUUUGCAGAGCGGGCUUUACACGAAUAGGAAGGAGGCAAAGUGCGGUCUUUUUUAUGUAAUGCAAAGUGCAGAAUUGAGUUUCAGCAUUUUACUUGGCUCACCUUACUGAACGAUUUAUUGUAAACUUGUAAACCUUAAACUUUCAAAUUUCUAGUUUGCUGCUAUUUGUAAGUAUUUAGAGGACCUUUGAUUUUUAAAUCGUUUUAAAUUAAUUGGCAGCAUUGGAAUGCACUGAUUCAAUAUACUUUAUUUCUAUAUUUUUUUUUUAUCGUAAAUCUUUUUAAAGCAGAUUAAUUUUACUUACAAAAAAGAAAGAAAAAACCCCCGCAACUGUUUAAUUCCUGAGGAAAUGUGGACAAACGAUCCACUGUGAGACCUCUUGGAAAGAGGUUUUAAACACUAUUUCAAACAAAUCCCUCUAUAACCUCGAGGCAAAAUGUUGUUGAUCAGACUACUGCCUAUUUUCCUCGUCGUCAUCACAAACACGUGGCUGCUCAGCCCGGUUCGCUCCGAUACUCUCAGCCGGCACAAGCGCUCCUUGGCCCGCCGGGCAGACAGCGAGCUGUCCAGGAUAGCAGCAGGUGAACCCUGUUUCGUCUCACCGUCCCGACUGAAACCGCGCGUCCUCUUCCCGACGCAACACCGCCCUCCAGCGGCCCUACCGAGGACGUCCACGAGUCGAAGAGCGCCCUUCACCGUUAAAGGCGCUCGAGAGGUUUGUCCCGGUGGGUGCGGGCUUGACACCGAGCUGCGAGAGGUCGCUCCGGCGCGGAGAGCGCACGAAGGCAGGGGUGAUACCGGUGACCUGGCAGAGAGAGUGGGCGGAUAUCCGACAUUAUUCGACCGGUUUUAUGAAAAUAAUAUUCGAAACGACGAAAGGGAGUCAAAUUAUGUCAGGGAAGAUGCCCCACACCCUCCCGGGAGGUCCGGUGUUAAAGACACCGAGGAGAGAGUUUCUUCUCGCUUUAGGGUUUCCCGCAGCGUCGACGUGAAGAAGCUUCGCUACGAGAAAGAGGACAACGUCAGGUGGGAGAAAGUUCCUCCCGAGAGCUCCACAGUUCACAGGGGGCUCCAGGUCCCCCACAGACUGAGGCAAGAUGACCGAGAUGGAGACAAUCAGUCGUCCACAAUGACCGUGGCGGAUGCUGUCGCUACGGAGGACUACUCUGGGGAGGUGGAGGAGGCGGAUGCAGCCGCGGACUCCCCCAAUAACAGCUGGGGAACCACAUUGCCAAGAGUGCCCCCUUCCUGGAUGACAGCUCUGUACUUUAACGGGCACCGGGAGCAGCUGAAGGUGAAACUGGCCGAGGGAGUCGAGCUGCCGCGGGACAAGUUCGGCUUGGAGCUGUGGGUGAAGCCAGAAGGCGGGCAGAGCAACCCGGCGGUCAUAGCAGGUGUAUUUGACAACUGCUCACAUUCACUGAGUGAGAAGGGCUGGUCCGUUGGCAUUCGCACCAUGGAGCCAGCUGGCACCAAAGACGCGCGGUUCUACUUCACGCUUCGCACAGACAGAGCUGUGAAAUCCACCACCAUCUCCAGCCACCACCGUUACCGAGCUAAUGCUUGGACGCACCUGAUGGCCACAUACAAUGGUCACAACAUGACCCUGUAUGUCGAUGGGGCUAAGAUGGGAGAAAGCAGCCUCCAGUCUGGGGAUCUCUACAGUCCGUUCAUGCAGACCUGCAGAACUCUGUUUCUUGGGAGUAAACAAUCUGAUCUUGGUCAAAGCUUUAGAGGCCACAUUGGAGGAGUGAUCCUGUGGGGCUAUGCUCGCUCUCAUCAGGAUCUACUAAAGCCACCACUUCAAAUUGACUUGAAUGAGCCAGUUUUGGCAAUGUGGGCGGAUUUUACCAAUGUGGAACGGCUUUGGAGCCCUUACAAAACUGCCCUGCAUCCAACUGUCAUCACUACUCCAGCACCAGAACAAGAACUUGUCUCAUCCUUUCUCCCGCCAGCAUGUGGCCAGACACAAUGCGACAACACAGACAUCAUCUCUGGCUACAACAACAACUGGCAGCUCCGGACACCCAAACGCAUUCGCUACCGGAUUGUCAAUCUCUCGGAAGAUGACGGUGGGAAUCCAACAGUGACACCAGAACAGAUCCAAGUUCAGCAUCAGGCUCUACGUGAGGCGUUUCAGCCUUACAACAUCACCCUGGAGCUGAGCGUCCACACCGUGAAAAACUCCAGCCUUCGACAGAGAUUCAUCCUCAGCAACUGUCGAAUUGGCAAGAUUGGGAACCGGCAGUGCGAUCCAGAGUGUGACCACCCAAGGACCGGCCACGAUGGAGGCGACUGUCUCAGACUAGGGUACUGUUACAACUGGAAAAGGCAGGAUGGGGUUUGUGACAUGGAGUGCAACACCAUAAAAUUUGAAUAUGAUGAUGGAGACUGCUGUGAUCCAGAUGUCACGGACGUUUCUAAGACCUGCUUUGACCCUGAAUCUCCUGACAGGGCUUAUAUGAGUGUGAAAGAACUGAAGGAUGAGCUAAACCUGAGCGGUAGCGACACACUCAAUGUGUUUUUUGCCAGCAACUCAAUGCGAGAAGAGCUGGCAGGAGCAGCAACGUGGCCAUGGGCGAAGGAGGCUCUUACACACCAAGGUGGGAUGUUUCUCAACCCGUCCUACUUUGGUACAAAGGGCCACCAGAACACAAUGAUCCAUGAGAUGGGGCACAUAUUUGGGUUGUACCACGUUUUCAAGGGGGUGAGUGAGCGGGACUCCUGUGAUGACCCAUGUCAGGAGACAGCCCCGUCUAUGGAGACAGGAGAUCUGUGUGCCGACACUGCACCAACCACCAAAUCCAAAACCUGCCAUGACCCUGAAGCUGUCAACGAUACAUGUGGAUUCACCAUCUACCAUAACACGCCUUACAGCAAUUACAUGAGUUACACAGAUGACAACUGCACCAACCACUUUACUCCCAAUCAAGUGGCCAGAAUGCAUUGUUACCUUGAUUUGAUCUACCAAAAGUGGCUGAUGGACAAUCGCCCUGCUCCUGUCCCGCUUCCCCCCAUGGUGACGGGCCAAAGCACCAACUCUGUGUCCAUAUACUGGCUCCCACCAUUGAGAGGGUCACUUUUUCAAAGCUCCUCGUUUCGUGUGCCUGGCAUCGACUGUGGAGACUGCGAGAAAGACGGCGUCUUCCACCAGUACGCCUUCCAGGCCUCGUCACCGCGCAUCUGUGACACGUCAGGCUACUGGACACCUGAAGAGGCAGUGGGGCCGCCAGAUGUGGAACAAGCUUGUGAACCCAGUCUCCAGGCCUGGAGUCCUGAGCUCAGCCUCUACGAUGCCAACGUAACGUCGCCAUGCCCUGAAACAGAGGGCUGCACCCUAACUCUACGAUUCCUGCACCCUGUCAUUCCACACAGACUCACACUAUGGGUAACCUAUACAUCCACGAACAACCCUUCCAUAUCCAACAUUGAGCUGAUUUCAAAUGCGGGGAAUAGCAUUCACCUCGGACCACAGCAUGUCUUCUGUGACAUGCCCCUAACAUUGCGCCUCGACACCAACAACGCUGCAAUAUCGGCCGUCAAACUCUCCACGUUUGAUGAGAAAAUGGAAAUCGAUGCAGCCAUGUUGUCUUCAGGCCCCAGCAGCUCUCUUUGCUCUGGCUGCCAGCCUGUGCAGUACCGAAUUCAGCGCCAGCCGCCGUUUACCAGCAAAUCCCCUCCGCCUCAGAUGGGGCAAACAUUCACAGACAGCUCUGUUAUGCAGGGAGUGAAGUACCAGUACACAAUCCAGGUGGAAACCGGCCGUCUCCUCAGCUUCCCCUCUGCACCUCUUGUCUAUACACCUGGACAGACCUACUGUGGGGACGGAGCCAUACAGGGGACAGAGGAGUGUGACGACAGCAAUCUGUUAGAUGGUGAUGGCUGCACUAAGAAAUGCAUCAAAGAGAUGGGCUUCAAUUGUGUCGGUGAACCUAGUCAGUGUUAUGUCUUUGACGGCGACGGCGUGUGUGAAGAAUUUGAGCGGGGAUCAAGUGUGCAAGACUGUGGUUACUUCACACCUUUGGGCUACACAGAUCAGUGGGCUUCCAGUGCCUCUGCUUCCCACCAGGACCCCAAACGCUGCCCUGCAGUCACUGCCACAGGGGAGCCAUCCCUUCCCAAGCUUUGUAGUUUUCAGCACCUGGAGGUGAACGACAAACACGGUGAUGCCUGGUUCCCAUGCACCGCCCAGUCUGACACAAAUAACGGCCUGGAGCACUCUUACUGGAUAAAGGUGGGGUUCCUCCAUCCUGGUGUGGCUGCUUCUGUUAUGGUUUACUUGGCCUCGGAUGGUUCGUGGUCUGGGGAGUCAUGGAGGAGGACAGUCACCAUUCUCCUAUCUGAUGCAAACGGCAAAAAUCACUCAUUAGGCACGCACGUCCCCUCAUGCUACCGAAACCCACUGGUGGUGAAUGUGACUCACGAUCUCUCUCAGCCAUUCUUCCUCACAUCCACUGUUAUCCUCCUCUUCUCGUCGCCCUCUGUGGCAGUGAGAGCGGUGGCUCUGAGGACCUCCUGCCACUUCAGCACCUUCGCCCUCACCGGUUGUCUGCGGCAGCCUUGUCAGAUUGACAGCUGCAGUCCUCCACAGAUGAAGCAUGCCUCCAUCAGGUGUACAGGUGGAGGGGAAGCCUCCAGUUGCUCGGUGAAGUGUCACCGUGGUUACAGCAUCACUGUCCUCAGUGGCAGGGGCACUCCACCACAUCAGAGAACCACAGAGCUAGAGUGUUUUCAGGGUUCCUGGGAUCGUGUUGUCAGCUGUGAGCCUGUGGACUGUGGCCUUCCUGAUCAGUCUCAUGUUUAUCAUGCUAUAUUCAGCUGUCCUUGGGGAACAACCUUUGCCAAACAAUGUUCCUUCACCUGUGGACCCCCAGCCAUAUUACAAGGUGACAGUGAUAGGUUGGUGUGUUUAGAAGAUGGGCUGUGGUCUUUCCCAGAGGCCUACUGCAAGAUUGAGUGUCCGGAAGCGCCUAACAUUCCCAGUGCCAGACUUCUCACAGAGGACUGUCUGGCUUCAGGACACGAUGUCGGGUCCUUCUGCCGAUACCGAUGCAGCCCGGGCUUCUACGUGGUUGGGAGUCUCAAAAAGAAGAAACCAAAAAAGUACUUCAAAUUGGAGUGCUUGGAGGACGGACAGUGGGAGGAAAAUGCCUGUGAGCCAAUAUCCUGCCCAGCUCUUCCGGAUGUCUUCCAGGGCAUGUACACCUGCACCAAUGGCCUGCGCUACAACACCCGCUGCACCCUGCAGUGCCCGGAUGCCACAGAAAUUAGUGAAAUUCGCUGCACUAAGGAUGGUAAGUGGACGGCAGAGUUUACUAUGUGCUCCAUGCUCCAGGGUUCAUGCUCUGCUCCCCACAAUCUCAACUAUGUUGAGUACAGCUGUGACCAGGGGAUGAAUAUUGGCAAUAUGUGCUACCCUACAUGUGUUGUUGCUCUGGACAUGGUUCUGAAUGACCCGGUGGUUCUGUCCAAUGGUACUACACCUGGCACCUUGAAGCACUGGAUGCAGCCUACCACAGUACAGAGCAUAAUCUGCACCGGGAUGAUGAAGUGGUAUCCUGACCCUGAAAACAUCCACUGUAUCCAGUCAUGUGAGCCUUUCGGAGGGGACGGCUGGUGCGACACCAUCAACAACCGGGCCUACUGCCAGUACGACGGAGGAGACUGCUGCUCGUCCACGCUCUCCACCCGAAAGGUCAUCCAGUUUGGAGCGGACUGCAGCGAGGACGAGUGCACUUGCCGUGAUCCAGAUGCCGAAGAAAACAAGAGCAAAGUAAAAACCUUGGACUGAAGAGGUGGAACCGGGGGAGGCAUGCAAUAAGAUGCAGAGGUGAAAGGAAGCUGAAGUUGUCUUAAAAGUCGAACUGCAUCACAUUCACCACGAGUUAAAAAAAUAAAUCAGAUGUGUAACAUUUCUCAAUACAAAGAUUGUGACUAAAUGCCAUUUGUAUUUCAUUUUCUUGCUAAGCUGCAUCCAAUGAGUCAUUACAUCGAAUGACAUCCAGACAUGAUACGUUUCCUUGCUCCUAGCUAAGACGUAAGAGAUUAGAAAAGGUUGUUUUGGAGAUCAGAACCUAACACACUGCAGCCCUCCUCCAGAAAUAAAGUCAUCAUAAUUGGAUCAAAUCACUUAUGAAUGAGCUCAAGUACAUUUCUGGAUCUGAUUAGAGUCGGGCCGCUCCUCACGGCUGAAGGCUACUGGAGAAACGCAUGUAAAGACUAACGUGUAUAGAUCGUAUAUCUGCAUCAUCCAGUAUAUCCCACAAGGCCACCUAUAAGCCAAACAGGUCAUUGCUAUAUUUAUAUCACUGUUCACGUUAUGUUAUUGUGCUACUGUAUUAUGCAGCUGGGUUUCCCAAAGCAGCAGUGCAUGGACGUGUCUAGUUGCUCAAUUAUGACAGUUAUUAGGUCUAACUGAACAUUGUGUAAUUUCAGAUAUUGACUGUAAACACAUUUAUUAUCCUCUCUAUGCUCUUAUCAGUACCACUGAAACAAAUCUGCACAUACGGUGAAGGUGAGAUGAACUGAAGUGUAAGGCCGUCCAUUCACUCAGCACAGACUUCAUCCAUAUCCAGACACAUUCUGGUCAGUCACCAACCAAUACGAGGGAACACAUCAGUACACAGGAUCAAUUAAAGUAUAUUGUGAUAUUUUACUGUACUUUGUACUCAAUAUAAUAAAUUCCAACUUUAUACAGACCUGAAUCAUGUCCUGU
This is a messenger RNA of Xiphophorus maculatus (southern platyfish), 7381 nucleotides long. It is a transcript of the gene pappa2, whose product is annotated as pappalysin 2. The record is from RefSeq and is a predicted model, not a curated record. Lineage: Eukaryota; Metazoa; Chordata; Actinopteri; Cyprinodontiformes; Poeciliidae. Gene Ontology annotation, molecular function: metallopeptidase activity. Bases 1103 to 6457 code for a protein of 1784 amino acids. The transcript has 27 exons.